Messenger RNA from Silurus meridionalis, 3937 nucleotides. RefSeq names its product chromosome 21 C8orf34 homolog (gene c21h8orf34). NCBI's taxonomy places the organism in Eukaryota, Metazoa, Chordata, Actinopteri, Siluriformes, Siluridae. The record is from RefSeq and is a predicted model, not a curated record. Bases 405 to 2330 code for a protein of 641 amino acids. The transcript has 15 exons.
AAGCGGUUCGGUGUAGGUAAAAGUCGCGUGCGCUGCGGCUCGCUGGGAACGCGGUGGUGUUCGGCGGGAGGCGCGCGGUGUCCGGUCUCCGGUGUCCGGUGUGCGGUGUCCUACACACCCAGUCCUCACACUUUCCUCUGUGUUUCUGCACAAAAGGAAAAGAACAAACAAACAAAACAAAACAAAAAAUCCAGGACCUGCAGCUUCAGCACAAAUUCUUUGCCGCAGCCUUGUUUAUUUAUUUCUGUAAAUAUCAUUUGUUUUUCUUUCUUUCUUUUGAACCGAAAGCACAUUUCAUUGCGCUGUAGAGGAUGCGCGCGCUGGUCUGGUCCUGCUGCACACCUUCUCCGACUUGCCUUGUGUGAAUGUCCUGUAAAUGCAGUGUGAUGUAGAGAGUCUUCUCCAUGGCGUCUCAGCAACAAUCCCGGAUCCAGUCUUACCUGGAGAGGAAUAAAAUCGGACCCCUGUUUGAGGAAAUGAUGACCAAACUGAUAACCGAGACCCCAGACCAUCCGAUUUCCUUCCUCAUCGGACAUUUACAAACCAAACAGGAAAGCCCCGGCCGGCUUCACCGGACACUGUCUGGAUCAGCAGCUCUGUGGGCCGAGAGCGACUGUUCAGAAAACAAGAGUCAUCGUCAUCGUGAUUUCAGGAGUUACGACCGAGCGUGGCAGAUUCACCCCAAAAAGCCCAAGAAGUCCAAGAGUGACUUAGCAGUGUCCAACAUUUCUCCUCCUUCUUCAGAGUCAAAGUCACUGCCUCGUUCCAUAGAGUGUCCCUCAUGGGACUGGAGGACCAAACCUGAGAGCCGAGACUUCGAUGAGCUCAACCAUAUCCUGCGGGAGAGCAAGAAGUUGGGCAAAGCGCUGGAGAACCUGUCCCGAAGUAUUGCCAUAUCUGAUGAUCUUGAUCAGGACCCGCAGCUUUAUAACUCUGUGUUGCGGCCCCGUGUGGUUGGUGAGUGGCUGGGCAGAGACGAGGACGACGCUGACCCAUUGGCGGCUGAGAUGCUCCAGCCACCCGUCCCUAGGGCAAAGAAUGAGGGAUGGAGCAGCCGAGACACAAGUCCUGCAGGAAGUCUGAAGAUGGAGGUGAAGACGAGAGGGCUGAAGCAGCAGCAGCAGCACCGAAAGAAGCUCCUGGCGGCCAUGUUGUCUCAGGAUUCGUUUGAGUCCAUGGCCAGCUCGGCUCCAUCCCUCACCGAGGACGAGAUGGAGGACGAGGACGAUGCAAUGGAACUUUUGGAGGACCUGGAUGACCUGAGGAUGGAGGGGGUCACUGGCCUGGUGUCUUCUGGUAGUAAGUUCAGCCAAGGGCGCAGCUCAUACUGCCCCGAACCGCAGGCCAAAGUCACCCUCAACAUCUGCUCAAGGUGUGCCAGGCUUCAGGGGGAUAGUCUCGCUCCGGCCGGCUCUGAGGAGGAACCAACGCCGCAUGUUCCCGAGCAGGCUGUGCCUGAAGUGACAUUGCUUGAUUUGGAACACCGCUUGACUGGCAGGACUGGAGUACCUCCACCUGAGCACAGGGGUCCAUUGCCUGGAGUGACAGAGCCUCCGACUGCCGCCGAGCUGGAACUUCUCAGCGCUUCUCAAGUGUCUGCUCCGCGUUACCCCGCAUGGGCGACGGACAUGAAGCCGGUGAGAGGCCCGAGCCCACAGGCCCAGAGGCGUGCUCUACAGCUCGAGGAGCUUCUCUUUUCUAAAGAAUUGGAGAACAUGGGCAAGCACCUCGCUGAGGUGGAGAAGGACUUGGCCAAGCUGGCUGAACAAGGCAAGCUCAGCAGGAGCCCCAUCAGCCCCCACAGCAGCUUGCUCCUGCCCAUGAACCCCCACAGUGCCAAUGCGCCACCUGUGCCAGGCUUCAGAUCCAAACCCAACUCUCCAAGCAAGACUCCCAUGCUGCCUCUCAUCAUCAGCCGAACUCAAUCUCCCAGCAACCCCUGCAGCCGAGCCCAGACUCCGAGCAGGCCGCAGACGCCAAGCAGGCCCCUGACCCCUAAGAGCCUCAUGAUGCGUUCUAUACCUAAUACUAGCCACGGAAACCCAGAUCGUAUAUACAGGCGCUCAAGAAGCAGACCGGUUACCCCGACUGGGCAAAUAACGCAACCUCUUUUGACCCCGCCAGGUCUCAGCAGCACAGACAGCUUUAGUCUGCGCAGCACACUGUCAGAGGAUGAGUUUUACCGGCAGCUGCAGGCCGUCAGACAGCCUUGGCUCAUCCCCAGUGAAACUGAGAGCGAGUGUAUGGAGCGUCCAGAGCAAGACAAGUGUAACCCUGGAGGAAUGAGAGAUGCCAAUAAACGAUCAGUGUUCUCAGGUAAGCCUGCUUAAUGUUUGCAAGGUUGCCAAGCUGAGAAGGAAAGAAUAAAGAGGCAACCCCAGAAGGGUCCAAACAAACCUGACAAGCCCAGUAUGAGAAUUUUUCUAUUCCCUCACUCUCUGUCAGUGAUCUCAUCCCAGACAUAUCUCAUGCUGCUUAGCCUUUCCCUUCAAAUUAAUCACGACUGAGUCAGAUGCCUUCACCCGCGUUUGUAUAGCUGCCUAUUAUUACCACAUCUUUAUUAGAAGAUAUAGAGCGGCUGCAAGAGUCCACAGGCUGCUGGUGAGGAAAGAGCAUGUCUGAUGCCCAUUUCCAUUGACUCAGGCAGCUCCAGAGGCAAAGGAGUGAGAGAAACGUCUGGCCGCUCCGUCUGCGGUCGUUGUUCUUAUGAGGAGAGGGAGGGAUUAUACAGGGGGUUUCUCUUUGCGACUUCAUCUAGAUCCAUGCACAAACACACACACCAUAAAAGAUCUGACUGGAUGGCAAUUCGUACAGCAGUUGGUUUUUAUACUUUCAUGUUUGUCUUUGGCAUGUUCUAAUAUUAAUAGGUCUGUUUAUGGUCAUUAUCGCAGCCAUUAUUCGUAAUAGUGGUUGGAUUUAAACGAAAACCCGUCUCUAAACAACUAAUCUUUUUUUUUUUUUUUUACAGGCUUAUAACGUGACAACUUCAGACCGAGACCCAAUCCUACGUAUGCAAUCUAAACGGGCAUUUUGAACAUUGUGACUUAUUUUGUUAUACUUCCUACAAAAAAAAAAUGGAUUGUGUACUUUUUUUUUCACAGAGGUUAAUAUUUCUUAGAACCUGGCACAUCUGUAUGCUAAAGUACAAAUACUUGAAAAUUAGAGAAUGUAGUAUGUCGAUAAGAAUGCCGUGUAUCUGUUUGAGCUGAUUUGUUAGCAUGCUUCUCGUUUGAAUUACGGGGGACGGUUUCUCGACACAUUGGCCUUGCGUUGAAGUCAUGUGUACGACUGUAUGUGCCAGCGGAUAGAAAAAAAAACAUAUUUUUGAUAACCGCAAAGGUAACUCAAACCUUGUUCAGCGUUGGAUGGAUGUGUAAAAUGUAAAGGAGCACCCUUAAGCCUGUUUUACACUGUAUGAUUAUUAGGUUGAUUUUAUUUUUAAAAAUCGCACGUCAUGCCAAAAGAUUCGGCUCAGCGCAGCAGAUUUGGUGUCACUCCAUCCAAAAAAAAAACCUGGAGUGCCGCUAGAGAGUGUCUGAACGUCAGGUGACUUGACCAAAAGCUCACUGGACAGCGACAGGUCCAUUAUUAGCUGUUUUAAAGUGUGCAAAAGAUGCCAAAAUCAUCCUUAUUACCUCACUUUCGAAGGCAUACACAGAACCUAGGCGUUUCCUUUAAAUCCAAGUAUCUCUAUUGCUAGUGACAGAAAGUGCGAUAUUUUCUUUUCUUCUGGGAUACAUGUGACGGAAUCAUACAGUGUAAAAGAGGCUUUCUCACGUGUAUCACUGCCCUUCACGAACAACACAGCAAGCACUCUUUUACUUCCUACAACGAACGGUGAGAUGUGGAACGAGAUUUAUUUAUUAUUUUGUACCAACGAUGCACUAUAUAGCCUGCUACCCCUUGUAUGAUGCAAAUUAAAAUGAUUUAUACCGUU